AUGCCGCCGGUAAACGUUGCCAUUGAUUGGCAGACCUUUGCCGGACGUUACCGGCGGCAAUUGUCGUCGGUGAUUAGCGCCACCGGUAAUGUUCACCGGACGGCGGUGGCGACCCUCGCCGCCGCCGUUUCUGUGGAUGAUGGAGAACAUGAACCUUGGGACUUUUGUGGGGUUUAUGGCUGGAGCAAUACAGAAGAUCACUACUUGACUUGGGACCUUAUGAUUUCUCUUCUGCCAUCAGUCUCUAAUAAAUGGAUUUGUGGUGGCGACUUCAACCAGACCAUGUAUCAUUUUGAGAAGCGAGACGGCAACAUGAAAUCAGAUUAUAAACUUGUGAAGUUUCGUGAAACAAUUGAGACUUGUGGGCUGUUAGAUUUAGGUUUUGUUGGUGAACCUUUUACCUGGACGAACAAUCAGAGGGGAGAAGAUAACAUAAUGGAGAGACUUGAUCGUAUUUUUGGAAGUGAAGGAUGGAUAGCCGCUUUCCCGGGGUUCGAGGUUUCUCAUCUGCUCAGGAAAUCUAGUGACCAUUGCCCUAUUCUUCUUGCUAGAUGGUGGUUCGAUUGA
Molecule: messenger RNA, 567 nt
Organism: Salvia miltiorrhiza (redroot sage)
Lineage: Eukaryota; Viridiplantae; Streptophyta; Magnoliopsida; Lamiales; Lamiaceae
Exons: 2
Coding region: 1-567 (188 amino acids)
Molecular function (GO): catalytic activity
Source: RefSeq, a predicted model, not a curated record